Messenger RNA from Carassius gibelio (silver crucian carp), 1177 nucleotides. Its product is annotated as GPN-loop GTPase 3. Lineage: Eukaryota; Metazoa; Chordata; Actinopteri; Cypriniformes; Cyprinidae. Bases 103 to 960 code for a protein of 285 amino acids. The record is from RefSeq and is a predicted model, not a curated record. The transcript has 8 exons. Gene Ontology annotation, molecular function: GTPase activity.
GCUGCUGUAGAUAUUGUAAGAUGAACACAUUGCUGAGGCAAAUUUGGUGAAAUAAGUUAAAACUACAUACUGUCUAGUGCUGUUGGAGCUGGAGAAUUUACAAUGCCUCGAUACGCGCAACUGGUGAUGGGUCCUGCCGGAAGUGGAAAGAGCACUUACUGUGCCACAAUGUUAGAGCACUGUCAGGCCCUCAAUCGAUCUGUACAGGUGGUGAAUCUGGAUCCAGCUGCAGAGCAUUUUAACUAUCCUGUCAUGGCAGAUAUUCGAGAAUUGAUCCAGGUAGAUGAUGUUAUGGAGGAUGACUCUCUGAGAUUCGGCCCCAACGGAGGUCUGAUCUUCUGUAUGGAGUACUUCGCUAACAACUUUGACUGGCUGGAGGAGAGUCUUGGUCAUGUGGAGGACGACUACAUACUGUUUGAUUGCCCUGGUCAGAUCGAGCUGUACACGCAUCUGCCUGUAAUGAAGCAGCUCGUGGAGCAGUUGCAGCAGUGGGAGUUUCGUGUGUGUGGAGUCUUCCUGGUUGACUCACAGUUCAUGGUCGAGACUUUCAAGUUUAUCUCUGGAGUUAUGGCUGCUUUGAGUGCUAUGGUGACACUAGAAACCUCACAAGUCAACAUAAUGACCAAAAUGGAUCUACUCAGUCCAAAGGCUAAGAAGGAAAUGGAGAAGUAUCUGGACCCAGACAUGUACUCCAUGAUGGAGGACAACUCUGUAGCUUUGAGAAGCAAGAAAUUCAGGAAAUUAACCAAGGCAAUAUGUGGUUUGAUUGAUGAUUACAGUAUGGUUCGUUUCGUGCCUUUUGACCGCACGGAUGAGGAGGGCAUCAGCAUCGUCCUGCAGCACAUUGAUUUCUCCAUACAGUAUGGUGAAGACCUGGAGUUUAAAGAGCCCAGGGAAAUUGAUGGGGAACCCAGUAACACCAAUGUUGAUGAGUUCUUUCAAGACAGAGAUGAUUCUUGAGCGAGAGGAGAGAUCAUACUUCAAAGACAGAUAGUUUUCCACUAAAUAAGAGUUACAUUUAUUUAAACUAUAUUUUGUGUCGCUUUCAUAAUAUCAUUAGUUGAAGGAUGCAACCAUAACCUGUGCUAUGCCUCAGUCUUUGCAGAGUUUUAUAAAAUGUAAUUUAUUUUUUAGAAGUGUGUAUUUAUUUUUGCAGUAAAAACAUGGAAAUGGAAAA